Molecule: messenger RNA, 2908 nt
Organism: Rhopilema esculentum
Lineage: Eukaryota; Metazoa; Cnidaria; Scyphozoa; Rhizostomeae; Rhizostomatidae
Biological process (GO): fatty acid metabolic process
Molecular function (GO): oxidoreductase activity; NAD+ binding
Source: RefSeq, a predicted model, not a curated record
AUGAUUUCAUCAUCCCCCCAUGCUAGCCUUCUAUUUGCAAACAUGUGGCUCGGCAAUUGGCACGCAAUUUCCAUAGCGAUAAGGAUUAAAAAAUAUUUCUGUCUCUGUGGAAAUUUCAGGCAUGUUCCUAGGAAGAAAGGCUUGGUUUGCAGCGCGAUCAAAUAUUUUCAAUAAUUUAAUAUGGUUUAAUUAAAGUAGUAGGGUAAACAUGAAAAUGAUCCUUGUUUCUAUAAUUUUUUGAAUAAUCUGACUACCGCUCGAGCGGUAAUGGCGGUAGUCUGGAUCCGCCACUGAAGGGCAUGUGAAAUCAUUGACACUACACAAAACGUACAAUUUUAAUAUAGACACAAACGACGCUCCAUAAUAUGGAACGAGCACGUUCUUAACGUUUUAAAGAACCGAGCACAACUUUCUUAUAAAAUGCUCUCUCAUAAGAAAAAACGUGUAGGGAAUUAUUGAUAAAAAUUGAUCAAAUAUUUAAUUUUGUGACGUCAUCGCUUAGAAGUUCAUGUUGUCGUUGUCGUUGCUGCUGCUUUUCAUGACAACAAAAAUGGUGCAUUGUGCAGUGAUUGGCCUUGGUCAACUUGGCUGUAGAAUCGCAGUUGAGGUUGCCUCUUAUGGCAACGAAGUCAGAGCAUAUGAUAAGGACCAGUGGCAACGAGAAACUCUUAUAUGCAGAGCUCAGCAACAUUGGCUUCAGCUAGAACGGAAGGAGCUAGUUGACCUUGCAACAAAGUUUCAUGAAAGAAUUAUCAUUUGUCAAGAUCUGAAAUCAGCUGUUGAAAAUGUUGAUUUCAUAUUUGAAGCUGCAUCAGAAAAUGUAAGGCUCAAAAAAUCACUGCUCAAAGACAUAUCAGCAGCCUGUGGCAGUCAAACUGUUAUUGGAACCAAUUCACUCACCUUGUCAUUAAAUGAAAUAACAGAAGAUGCAUUGUUCAAUGAGAGAAUUCUUGGCCUUCGCUUCAUUUAUCCUGUUUUUGCAAUCCCUUUUCUUGAGUAUUCAACUUCAUCGAAAACGUCAUCAGCAGCUAUUGAUAGAGCUAAAAGAUUGUUUGAAUCCAUGAGCAAAAUUCUCGUACAGAGAGCUGAGGGGGACCAACCACGGUUGCUUGAUGGCUCUGAAGUUGAAUUCUAUCAUAACGAGUUCAGAGCAAAGAAGAAGGCAUUAUCACAUCAGACUGCGCACGGAGCUUCUGUGCCUCAACCAGCUCAUGGACAGCUUCAGCAACAACACCAUGGCAGCGCAAGCAGCAAAGGCACUGGUGGAGAAAAUUCAGUGAGAUGCUCGGAUGGCUCAACAUAUCAAGAUUCAAAUGAAAAAGGUGACGAAUGCGUUGUUUGCAACGAGAAUUCAAUCAACGCCAUAUUGUUUCCUUGCCGACAUAUGUGGCUCUGCUUUCCUUGUGCUCAACGUCUCAAAGCCCUUGAAAAACCAUGUCCUGCUUGUAGAGCAACGAUUGGUGAUGUGGUAUCAGUAUUUAAGCCAUAGAUAUUUGUUAAACUACAUAGUAUUUUUUGCGAUAUAUUCUAUAAGUUAUAUAGCCUUAUUAUAUUUUAAUGAUACAGGGGAUUAUUUGUAAGUAUCCGAAGUACCAUCGAUUCAUGUUUCCCCCUUUGUGGAGCUUUUAACCAAAUUUCCUAUUCAAAACGUGGAGAUCUCUGUGAAACUUCUCUCUCUAGAGACUAAAGUGUUUAGGAGAAAAUAGCAUCUGACCCCAAGCUUGAUCUCCAACUUGUACUGCAGGGAAGGCAAUUAUCCAUACAGAUAACAGUAACUCACUUUCCUAAGUUCAAUGCCACUUAAUCUCCAUGUCUGUUGCAUUACCGCUAAACAGUUUCAGUUUUAUAUUUUAAAAUUCCUCAACAUACAAUAUCUUGCUAUUCAUUACAUGAAAAUUCGUAUAAUAUUACAGGCAAUAAAUAACAAUCACGUAAGACGUUGUUUGCAGGGAAAUUUCUUUAGGAGGAGCUCUUUCAGUAGAUCGAGUGGAGAAGAGAGCUCCCCUGUACCUGAAUUUGGAUUGUACUUGACAUAACCUGAGUUUGGUAACUUUAUAUUUCUUAGUCGAUAUACUUCUUGGAUUUAUUUUUUAUAUGGCUGCUUUUUAAGUUAAAAAGGUUAAUAUAUAUAUUUUAGAUUCUUAACUUUUGGAAUUAGACUAUAUAGUAUGAAAUGAUAAAGACAUUAGGGAUUUUUCUGCGACAAGGAUGUUUGACGGAGUAGUCAAAAUGAUCUUCAUUACCAUAAGGUACCGUCUAUUAAAGUGUUUUUUGCAAUCAAAAGUUUGUAGCCAAAGAUAUAGCUGGCAGAUUUCAGUACUUCCCAUACAUAUCUACUUUUUGUAAAUGCAUGAACUUUGUUGUGUAGAGAACUGAAUAAAGUAAGUAUUUGAUACUCUCAAGGAAGCAUUUAUAAAUUAAAAUGUCUUUAUAUAGUUGUGAUUUCUUGUGACUUUUUCGUUGGACUGGGUACUUUGCCAUUGGAACCCUCGCCCAAACAGGAGCUUUGAUAUUGAGAGUUUGAUAUAUGUAAAUAGAAAGAGUUCCAAUUCGAUGACAAUAGAAAGGUCUGUUUUUACAAUUUUUGAAUUUGGCUCGCAUUCCCUGAUAGCAGUAUUAUGAAGUAUCUCUAAAUUUGCAAAAUCAGUUAAUUGUAUCAUAAAUUGGCUGAUUUAUAGCAAAAUUUUCACAGGCCUUUCGCAGGAAAUCGUUAUAAUCAUUUGUGGUAUAGUUCAAAUUGUUGUGCCCAUUCACUUUUGUAUCCGUCCUGUGGCCUUUUCUAUAAGGAUUCCGUUGAAACUUUGAAAAAGACUCGUUGCCCAUUCGCAUUGAGAGAAUAAGCAUCGAUGCCUAGAAGGGCAUUGAAGGCAUUUCCCUGUUAUUCUGAACCUAAUUGUCAUGCGGAACU